Messenger RNA from Xyrauchen texanus (razorback sucker), 2935 nucleotides. RefSeq names its product ring finger and SPRY domain containing 1 (gene rspry1). Gene Ontology annotation, molecular function: ubiquitin-protein transferase activity; protein binding. Gene Ontology annotation, cellular component: cytoplasm. Bases 419 to 2161 code for a protein of 580 amino acids. Lineage: Eukaryota; Metazoa; Chordata; Actinopteri; Cypriniformes; Catostomidae. The transcript is spliced from 15 exons. The record is from RefSeq and is a predicted model, not a curated record.
CUACACAGAGGGAGCCCUGAUUUAUCCCCACACACUCACUUCAGACAGUUGCUUAUGCUUUCACUUCUCAAGCAGCCACUUACUUUCAUUAACAAACACCGACUGUGUCUGUUUUAAUCUGUGGGUCAACACACUAUUGAUGACUGAAGGGACUGUGAGUAUUAAUCAUAUCGCUAAUAAUUAAAGCUCACACACUUCCCGUGUAGUCUUUGUUUUCGGCCUACAGACCAGUGCUGCUACAUUUAGCGAAAAUCCUCCGCCUUAACGGGAGUGAAAACCUCUCAGGCUGUAGGAUGUGUGUUGACUGCACUAUCAGCUUUGUUCGUCUGCGCCUGGCAGCUGAUCGUCUGCAGUAGCACAAUGACCGACACAUCUACCCGACCCGUACCGUCACACCUUCUAAAGUCCUUCCAAUGAUAUGAUAGUAGCCACCUGGAUUGCAUUCUGUGCCUGCAGGAGCCUUGCACGGGUUCUACGACUGACUGUAGAACAGCUGCGGUCAGUGCAGUUUUGGCCCAGCCUCUCAUCCAGUGGAACUAUGGGGAACAGCUGCGUGUGCAGAGAGGACAGUGACGUGGAGGAGGGAUCAGCCCCUCGCAGGCAGCACAGGCGAGUGGAUAACUCUGUCUCUGAUCCCCCAGAGGCCAGAAGCAGCCGGCCCAGGGACCCGGUCCGACCGCCCAGGCGAGGUCGAGGACCGCACGAGCCACGUCGGAAAAAACAAAACGUGGAUGGUUUGGUACUGGAUACGCUGGCCGUCAUCAGGACUCUUGUUGACAAUGAUCAAGAGCCGCCAUACUCCAUGAUCACACUGCAUGAGAUGGCAGAGACGGAUGAUGGCUGGUUGGAAGUGGUGCAGUCUUUAAUUAGGGUAAUUCCUCUAGAUGACCCACUGGGACCGGCUGUAAUAACCUUGCUACUGGAUGAAUGCCCUUUGCCCACCAAAGAUGCUCUGCAGAAGUUGUCGGACAUGUUGAAUCUAAGUGCUGCUGUGGCCCGUCAGGACGCCCUUAUCCCAGCCAAACACCGCAACACCACAGCAGUAUUGGGCUGCCUGGCUGAGAAACUGGCUGGUCCAGCGAGCAUUGCGCUCCUCAGCCCUGGCACUCUGGAGUACUUGCUCGAGAGUUUGAGCUCUGAGGCCCAUCCAACUGUCAUGCUGUUUGCUCUCAUCGCUUUAGAGAAAUUCUCUCAAACCAGUGAGAACAAGCUAACCGUUUCAGAAUCGUGUAUCAGUGACCGACUCUCCGUUCUGGAGUGUUGGGCUGAUCACCCGGACUACCUUAAGCGGCAGGUCGGCUUCUGCGCUCAGUGGAGUCUUGAUAAUCUCUUCAUUAAAGAGGGCCGUCAGUUCACAUAUGAGAAGGUCAACUUGAGCAACAUCAACGCCAUGCUGAAUAGUAAUGAUGUCAGCGAAUAUCUCAAGAUCUCUCCCUCUGGACUGGAGGCACGGUGUGACGCAUCAUCGUUUGAGAGCGUCCGCUGCACAUUCUGCGUUGAUUCUGGGAUUUGGUACUAUGAAGUCACGGUCAUCACCUCCGGUGUCAUGCAGAUUGGCUGGGCAACAAAGGACAGCAAGUUUCUAAACCAUGAGGGUUAUGGGAUUGGAGAUGAUGAGUACUCGUGUGCGUAUGAUGGCUGCAGGCAGCUGAUCUGGUACAACGCUCGCAGUAAACCUCACUCCCACCCCUGCUGGAAAGAAGGUGAUGCCAUAGGCUUCCUGCUGGACCUCAGUAAGAAGCAGAUGAUCUUCUAUCUAAACGGACACCAGCUGCCUCCUGAGAAGCAGGUGUUCUCCUCUGCCACGUCUGGCUUUUUUGCCGCUGCCAGUUUUAUGUCCUACCAACAGUGUGAGUUCAACUUUGGAGCCAAGCCCUUUCGCCACCCCCCCUCAAUCAAAUUCAACACAUUUAAUGAGUUUGCCUCGCUUGCAUCAGACGAGAAAAUCAUUCUGCCCAGACACAGGCGCCUGGCCUUGCUCAAGCAGGUUAGCAUCAGAGAUAACUGCUGCACCCUCUGCUGUGACCAGAUGGCAGACACUGAACUGAGACCCUGUUUGCACAGUGGCAUUUGUAUGGAGUGUGCCUUACAGCUAGAAACGUGCCCACUGUGUCGUCAAGACAUCCAGACACGAGUCAGACUCAUUGCCCACGUGUCCUGACAUCAACCCACCAACCCAAGACAUGGACUUUCCCCCUCAAGCUUCCAUCUUUUCCAAUCCCCACUGUCUGAGAGAUUGACCUGACCAGUCAAAUCGUUAUGCUGUUUUAGGAUUGAACGCUGCAGUUUGGACCGUUGAUCGUUUGUGAGGAUGGAUGGAAUAGACCCUCCAUGAAGAUAGAGAUAAAAAAUAAAGAGAGAACUCUACACUGUUGCACUCUAAGGAGGCCCCAAUCAGAGUGGCAAUGGGGGCUGUUGCUUAAAUUGGAGGUUUCAAGUUUUCCGGGAAUUUAUAAUGAUUCAGGAAUUGAUAAAAUAUAAAACAAGUACAUCCAUUUACAUGCUGAUCUGAUUUAAGUGUCUCCCGUCGAGCUCUGGUCAGGCUCUGCUGUGUGUCUGUUCAGAUGUGUUAAAUAUAUAUGUGACUUCUCUCAUUUUUUAUUCUCAGCAGGAAAUUACAUCAGUGUCUUAACCACUUUGUUUCCUCUCAAUGUUUAUGCCUGUCUUAGAAGCCCAUUAUUCCUCACGGUCAAACUUGAUUGGCAGAAUUGAACGAGAAUUUAAAUAACUGAAAUUGUCUCAUUUAUAUGACACUAUGCUAAAGGCACUCAUGUGAAAACCCAUAUGUGAGGUUUAGGGGAAAUUUUAUGUGUUUCUUUCAUGGUUAAUACACAUAUCCAUGUCCCAGUGCUGCUGAGGCUACAUUUGAAUUUUCUGAAGCAGAGACUGAAAUCUGAAUUGUGAUGUUUGUAAUAAAUGUCUAUUUUAUGUGUUG